Messenger RNA from Corticium candelabrum, 396 nucleotides. RefSeq lists its product as uncharacterized. NCBI's taxonomy places the organism in Eukaryota, Metazoa, Porifera, Homoscleromorpha, Homosclerophorida, Plakinidae. Bases 1 to 396 code for a protein of 131 amino acids. The transcript has a single exon. The record is from RefSeq and is a predicted model, not a curated record. Gene Ontology annotation, molecular function: nucleic acid binding. Gene Ontology annotation, biological process: DNA integration.
AUGGCCAUAUGUGCAAAAGAGAAUCCACAAGGAACUGAACCACUCAUGACCUCUCGGUUACCAGAUUUUCCUUGGCAAGUCGUGAGAACGGACUUAAUGGAGUUAAAUGGAGCUCACUAUCUUGUUGUCAUUGACUACCUCUCGAGAUAUCCAGCACUUAUCAAGUUGACGUCCACCACAGCCUUAGCGGUAAUUCAAGCCUUGAAGUCUGUUUUUGCCCGUCACGGUAUCCUCCAUAUUCUCAGGAGCGACAACGGACCUCAGUAUACCGCUCGAGAAAUCAAAGAGUUCACCAAAGCUCAUGGAUUUGUCAUGAUAACCAGCAGCCCUAGGUAUCCACAAAGCAACGGACUCGUGGAGCAAAUGGUCAAAUCCAUCAAACAACUACUGUACUGA